ACGCAUGGGGAAAGGUGGCUAGUGCGCGCCCUUGGCGGCUGAGGACGGGAGGGUUUUGUAUAGGGAGGUUGUCAAACUGUGUCGGCGCUCGGAGGCAGUUCGCUUACAGCCGCAGACAUCGCAUCAUUCCGUCCCGUUAUGUAAGUCUUACGGGUAAGCGCGCGAUCCCGUAGCCACUGUUUACCUGCGACAUUUGCGUCUCUCUCCGUUAACCUUAAUAAGCGCGCGCCUCGCUUUGCCGGGUCCUCACGCGCCUGAGCUGAGGUCGCACUGAGCCAACCAUGAGCGCCCCGAGCUCCCAGCAGAGGCGCGCGUGUUGGGGCGCCAAGGACGAGCUCUGGAAGUGUCUGGACUCGCACGAGGACGACGGAACUGCGUGCGAGAAAUACAGGAGCCAGUUCGAAGCGCUCUGCCCCGCGCAGUGGGUGAAAUACUUCGACAAGAGACGAGACUUCCUGAAGUACAAAGAGAAGGUGGAGGGUGGAGGAGCCGAGCCUGCAGCGCGAGCGGCUAAAGUGUAGUUCGAGAGCCCGUGCGCGGUGAACCGGACCUGCACCGUAACGCUGCUGCUAGUGGCACGUGUCUCGGAAGCGGUAUGAUGUCUUCACAGAUUAAGACAUUAUUUAAAGAUUAAACCUUAACAUAUGUGGGUGUGUGCGCAAAAGCGUUAGCAAUUAACAUAAUGAACACAGUUAUCGUUUGUGUAAAGUGUGAUUUUUUUUUUUAAUGUGCAACACAAAAUUUGUUGUUUUGUAAUAUGAAGUUCAGUGGAACAGGUUCAUUGCAAACAAAUAAAAAAAAUGUUUACAAUGA
Messenger RNA from Electrophorus electricus (electric eel), 813 nucleotides. RefSeq names its product cytochrome c oxidase assembly factor 6 (gene coa6). Lineage: Eukaryota; Metazoa; Chordata; Actinopteri; Gymnotiformes; Gymnotidae. The record is from RefSeq and is a predicted model, not a curated record. Gene Ontology annotation, cellular component: mitochondrion. Gene Ontology annotation, biological process: respiratory chain complex IV assembly; mitochondrial ATP synthesis coupled electron transport.